Molecule: messenger RNA, 1860 nt
Organism: Fomitiporia mediterranea MF3/22
Lineage: Eukaryota; Fungi; Basidiomycota; Agaricomycetes; Hymenochaetales; Hymenochaetaceae
Exons: 6
Coding region: 56-1780 (574 amino acids)
Biological process (GO): microtubule cytoskeleton organization; microtubule-based movement
Cellular component (GO): centrosome; cytoplasmic dynein complex
Molecular function (GO): dynein heavy chain binding
Source: RefSeq, a predicted model, not a curated record
GACACGACCCUUGCAAUCACACCAAUAAAGUGCACGCUAUAACUUAACUGGUAUCAUGGAAGACUCUCGUCCAAGCUCCCCAGAGGAACCACCACAGGACCUCUGGUCAUCUAUCCUCGACUCAGUCUCUUCCUCACGUUCAAUCCCUUCAAAGCAAGUUCUCCUCCUCGGAGAAUCUUCCUCGGGCAAAUCUACAAUUACAGCAGCACUUUUAAGGAAACCCGUUGCUGAAGAUAAGCAAGAGGGUUAUGACUUUGCUGUUGGGUAUGAUUGGGCAGAUGUGAGGGAUGAUGCGGAUGAGGAUACCCUGGCGCGACUAAGCGUAUACGCUGUUCCCAGCUCAGCCUCUGCACAUCUUGCCCUCCUUCCGCAUUUCGUACCUCCGCGAGCGGCACUACCGCACUCAGCGGUUAUGAUCGUACUGGACUGGACUAAACCUUGGACUUUCGUGUCACAGCUUCAGUCGUGGCUUGCUUGGGUCGAGGCAUGGGUAAAAGGGGAUGGUUCACGCGAUCUUGAUGUGUUACGGGAGGAAAAUAGGGAGAGAUUACAAUCAUAUAUACAACGGUAUACCGAACCUAUGUCGGAUACCCUACCUACGUCAUCUACUAUGGGCGAUACACUCCUUCCCCUUGGUCCUGGGACGUUAACGCACAAUACGUCUGGCGUACCGAUUAUUGUGGUGUGUGCAAAAGCAGACUUGAUUGACGACCAGGCAGAUCCUCUUGUGGGCGGCUCUGCUGGGAUGGGUGGUAUGGUGAAAGGGAAGGGAAGUGAGUGGGAAGAACAGACAGAUGGGAUUAUGCAGGUGUUGCGGGUGAUAUGUUUGAAGUAUGGUGCUGCUUUGUUCUAUACCACCCAAACGCCUCAAACACUACACAACCUCCGACAAUACUCACUACACAUGCUCUUCGUACCCGCAGCGCCGUCACCAGGACUCGCAACAGAGUCCGCCGCACACUAUCGGAAUCCAUUCCCGUUCACAGAAAAGCCUAAUAUACUGGAUCGUGACAGGAUCCUCGUACCUAUUGGUUGGGACAGCUGGGGAAAGAUCGCGGUUCUUAGAGAUGGGUUUGAUGCCAAGAUGUGGGGAGAAGCGUGGGAUAAUGACUUGCAGUCCGAUGUUGACGCUGAGGGUAAGGGUGCGGAGCGUGGGGCACGGUCUCUAUACUCUGACCUUGUACCGGAUCGAGGUAUCAAGCCUCAUCCACUUCCGCCGUUCAACGAGCCUAUGCCGGAACAAGCCUUCCUUGCGAAGAACUAUGACGAGAAUGCGAAGAAGGGUGAUCGGGAUCCGCGAGCGGCAUUCCGGAAUCAGAACGAGAUGCCUGGACAGAUCGCUGCGGGUAUUGUGGGUCCGAUGGGUAGUAGUUCGUUUAACCUGCCGAAUGUUGAGAAGGCACUUACGGAGAUGGAGGGUGGGUUCGCUACUGCGGGUGCUGGUGUUGGUGCUGGUGGGGAUAGGAAAGUAGGAGGAGGAAGGAGGGAUGUGCCUGCACGGGCGUCAAGCGGACUGGCUAACUCCACUCUGGGCCAGUCGACGUCCAGCCGACCAUUAGGUGGGCCAAGUCCACCACCUGGACAAAGUCAACACGAAGUUCUGCAGAACUUCUUCCAGAGCUUGCUGAGCUCACGAGGGGACCGUGGUACUGCCGCGCCUUCCGCUCCUCGAGCAGGAGCUGCCCCUACGAAUGGUCAGAACGGCCAAAGCACACAAGGGCAGAAUGGGACGGGCUCAGAGACGGGAGAGUUGAAUGGCUCAGGGAGUGGUACAGAAUAAUAAUGAGCGGUGUUCUUUUCUUUUACUUUUCUUCCUUUUCGGAUACCAAUGUAGUGUUCAUUACCCUUUUGUGAUAAUAU